Sclerotinia trifoliorum is the source of this 2678-nucleotide messenger RNA. The record is from the annotation of a GenBank genome assembly. NCBI's taxonomy places the organism in Eukaryota, Fungi, Ascomycota, Leotiomycetes, Helotiales, Sclerotiniaceae.
GAUUUUCUGAUUUUCUUUCUUUCUUUCUUUCUUUCUUUCUCUCUUUCUCUCUUUCUAUGUGUUGUAUGGUGAAGUAUUUCCUCGAGUAUAUCUUCUCAAGCUUGGUAAGUUAUGUACAGAGGGAGUUAUGUACCAGACAGGUUGCUUGGUUGACAGGUUACUUGGUUGUCAUUGGUGAUGUUUUGUUUUUAUGCCAACUUGAGAAGAUCAGAAUUAUCACGAAAAUUCGCGGUUCCCAGCCCCAGCAUUCACUUCACUUCCCUUCAAUUCACUUCAUACUUCACUUGGAACUUCUGCUGACAUGGCAACAAUUUUAAAUUGAUCGCAGUACAAUAUGUGACACGAUUUGGUAACAAUAUUUGAAUGAUUGAUUAUGUUUACUCUACUCGAUCAUAUUCACAAUUUUGGAUUUCAAUAUUUAAUCAUUAAUAUAUUAUAAUUAUUAUAAUUAUUAUAAUUAUCAUCAUCAUCAUCACCACCACCAUCAUCAUCAUCACCAUCUUCCUCAUCCAUCAAAAUAUGCCAUAACAAAAAUGGCAACUUCACCUCCUACCAGAGAAUCAUCCCCAUUCCCUACCCUCGCCCCUUCAAAUCAAGCUUCACACAUUGCACCACCAUCUCCGCGCCGAGCUUUACGAAGAUUACAGUCCGCCCACACAUUAGGUUCAACAUUUAAUCAACCAUCCUUGAUCGCACAACAACAUAAACAAGCUUUACAAAGGAUUAUUCCGCCCGUGCCAAAAGAUGCAACUCAAUUUUCAAAUGCAACAACAACAACAACAACAACAACAACAACAACAACAACAACACGUUCCAGAGGAAGAUCAAAUAGUGAUGUGACGAAUAUGGUCCCAGUUCCAACGUCUAUGGCUAGACGUCCUACAGCCAACAGAAAUCUUACCGCCUCCGAAAGCAUGUCGUUGGAUCGUUUACUUCGAGAUGGUCCUCCAGAUGGAGAUAUAAUUGGUAGUUUGGAGAGUAUGAGAUUGAAGAUAUUGGAUCAAGGUGUGAAGAGUGAUAGUGAUGGAAUGGUAUGUCAAUUCUUUCAUCUGUCUCAAUAAAUACUGAUAUCUUUGAUAGUCCUCUUUGCGCAUCUACAUCUGGUUAAUAUUACUCAAUGCCCCUCCUCUCGAAACCGACGCGUAUCUAUCACUCAUCCACCGCGGCGCAUCUCCUGCAUAUUCCAAAAUACGAAAUGAUACUUUCCGAACCCUUGCCACCGAUCCUCUAUUUCGACGUCGUGUCAGCGAAGCCAGUUUAAUCCGACUUUUAAAUGCAGUAGCAUGGAAAUUACACGAUGCGAAAGAAGCGCGAGCAGAUUUUCGAAAUAUACAAAAUAGAAAAAUCAUCGAGGCAACGAUUCGAGGUUCUCCUGAGCGAGGUUCACAAUCACCACAUAUGAGAUCUAGAGCUCGUGCUCUGACUUUAACAACCGAAGGUUCUGAUGUAGGAGCUGGAGAACCGGGUACUUAUGUUCAAGGCAUGAAUGUACUCGCUGCACCAUUUCUCUAUGCUGCUCGUAGCGAAUCCGAAGCGUUUGUUGCUUUUCAUCGCUUUAUAACAACUGAAGUUCCUGGAUAUGUGAGAGGUGCUAUGGAUGGUGUUCACAAGGGACUCGCGCUGGUAGAUAAAGUGCUAGCCAUUGUUGAUCCUAAAUUGAGUCUUUAUUUAAUUGGUAAAGGUAUGAGUGCUGAAAUUUAUGCUUUCCCUUCAGUACUCACUUUAUGCGCAUGUACUCCGCCAUUACCAGAGGUACUCCGUCUUUGGGAUUUCUUAUUUGCGUAUGGUGCGCAUCUUAAUAUCCUUUGUAUUGUGGCACAACUUGUCAUUUUAAGGAAUUCAAUCUUGAGUUCUCCUAGGUAAGUUAUCCAAGGAAGUUCUUCUACUAUUUAUAGAUUAGCUAACAAUCAUCUGUCAAAAGUCCUACAAAAAUCCUCCGAUCUUUCCCUCCUUUACAAGCGGAUACGAUUAAAGAAUUUACUCUUACUAUCAUCAAGAAAAUACCAGAUGAUGUUUAUGCGGAAAUUGUUAUGCAUGCUAAAUAAUGAUUUGGCUUGCAUUUGUGGUUGGCGUUGUACAUGGGGGUUGUAUGUAAAAGUAGGGGUUAAGGGGUUUGGGAUGGUUGCUAUACCUACGUAUGAAUGAUAUCAUGAUGAAGUUAUGUUCUGAGGAAAUGAUCAAAGAUCAAUGGCCGGGUUGGAUUGGAUUGGAUUAGGUUGGGCUGGGUUGGGUUGGGUUAGGAUGGGUUGGGUUAGGAUUGGGUAUUCUUGUUAUGGAUGGUUGGGAGGUCUGGAGGUUUAACUGAAUGGGUAUGAAUAUGAACAUGAAUAUGAGUAUGAAUAAUGAAUGAUAUUAUAGAUAGGUUAUGUCAAGUAUAAACUUGAGUGUAACAUAUUUGUCUCCCCUAUCCGAAACUCGAGUCCGUUCAAUCUGUGGUUUUGCAGCUCCACAAGUGUGUAGCUGCGUCACGUCUAUUUCAAUAUCGAUUGAUCGAUCGAUUAGCUCUUUCCUACAUACACACUUGGCGAAUAAACAUUCUUUAGAUGGAUAGAUGAAUAGAUAGAUGAUAUAUAAUCAUCGUCUUAUUCUGUUUUCAUGAAAUAAUUAUUCCGUUAAAGAUAUAUACUACUCUCUUAUAUCUCUUACAUCCCCUCCCGUCCCACCAAUCAAAAAAAGUA